Arachis duranensis is the source of this 540-nucleotide messenger RNA. RefSeq names its product sodium/hydrogen exchanger 1-like. The record is from RefSeq and is a predicted model, not a curated record. NCBI's taxonomy places the organism in Eukaryota, Viridiplantae, Streptophyta, Magnoliopsida, Fabales, Fabaceae. Gene Ontology annotation, biological process: proton transmembrane transport. Gene Ontology annotation, cellular component: membrane. Bases 1 to 540 code for a protein of 179 amino acids. The transcript is spliced from 5 exons. Gene Ontology annotation, molecular function: sodium:proton antiporter activity.
AUGGAGAGGGACACGGAGAAUGACGAAGAGAACGAGAGAAAGGGAGAUCCGCCAUCGAAGGAGGAGGAAGAGAAAGAUGGAGAAGGCGACAAUAGAGAGAGAAGUCGCCACUGUCGCGCUUCCUGCACCUCUAGAGCUAUCUCUGCCUUGCGCUGCCGGAUCCGCCGCUGCUGUAUUUUUCCAUGUAUGUUCAUUACUGAUGCAAUUAAUUCCAAUACUAAUAAUUUUAUUUCAAGAGUCACAACCAAGCAUGUUUUUGCAACAUUGUCAUUCAUUGCUGAGAUAUUUAUAUUCCUUAAUGUUGGGAUGGAUGCACUGGACAUAGAAAAGUGGCGAUUCAUAAGCCAAAGUCCUGGAAAAUCAGUUGGGAUCAGUUCAGUGCUUCUAGGACUUAUCCUAGUUAAAAGAGCAGCAUUUGUUUUCCCUCUCUCAUUCUUAUCCAAUUUGCUCCAGAAAUCCCCACAUGUGAAAAUUGACAUGAAGCAACAAGUCACAAUCUGGUGGUCUGGUCUCAUGCGAGGUUGGUGCACGAAUUUGUAA